GCUUAUGCAACUUCUUUUCGGUAGAAUCAUCUCUCGAUUGUCCACAGGUUCAUAUCUAUCACGGUGGAAACCUCAUGAUGGCUACGGGUAUACCCACUAUACACUCAUCUCAAUCUCCAUCAACCCUUCCAUCGAUCUCCAUUUGCAUCUCGACUCCCAUCCCCACAUUCGACCUAUCCCUCGACACGCCUUUCCCGAUAACCGUCAUUCUGAAGCUGCAUUACCACCAACCCAUUACGUUCCGAAGACGCGAAGAACACUUUUUUGUUACUCCUCUCGGUGACCCUGGCUUAGUGUUCACAAACAUUCGCACCGGGGAGAAGCAAAUUGGAUCGAGAGUCUUUGUACAUUACAUGAGCACAAAUGAAGAUGGUCUACCAACGGAAAGGAACAAAGAGGGUUGGCUUACACUACAUCCGGGUCAACCUCACACUCUAGAUGCUACAAUCGAACCCAUAAGUGGCGAAGGUCGAAUGAGGACUAUUGCUGAGAUGGAGAGUGGAUCAAAUGAGCGGUUCGCGACGCUUAAAUGGCCGUUGGUUCAUGCGCUUUUAGAUGGAGAGGUGUACGAGAUUAGCGUUAGUAAGGAGGCGCGCAUAAAAAAGUGGAUGGUGGGGGACCUGGGAGAGAUACUAGAUUUGAGGAGGUCAAAUUUAAUGCCAAUUAUCAAGGAUGAGGUGAUCGACUUUGAGUUGAAGGAGACAAGUAGAUUUGAGGUGAAGAGGCCGGAUCGCGAUGGUAGUCUGAACUGGCCAUGAAGAGAGAACAUCCGGAGUGGAGGAGUGUCGUUGGUCUUUGCUAUAACGUUUUAGCGCAAAUUGGGAUAUACAUUUCAGCUCAAGUAAGAACAUUAACGAGUAAACAACGCCCAAGCACCCAC
Cucurbitaria berberidis CBS 394.84 is the source of this 880-nucleotide messenger RNA. RefSeq lists its product as uncharacterized. Lineage: Eukaryota; Fungi; Ascomycota; Dothideomycetes; Pleosporales; Cucurbitariaceae. The record is from RefSeq and is a predicted model, not a curated record. Bases 78 to 758 code for a protein of 226 amino acids. The transcript has a single exon.